ACUGAGUGUUCGACCAGAGUUCAACAGUGCUCACCAACAAGAAUGGAGACUGGUACAAGGGUUCUUCUUUUAAUUGCAUUUGGUUGUGUUGCUUCUUCCAAUGUACUUCUCCAAAUGCACAAGCUUGAUAUUGUUGAUAACUCUGGAGCUGCUAAGCCUGUCAGUAAAAAUGAUUCAGGAGUUCAGGCAGCAGUGAAGACGGCCACCUAUGAAUUUAACAACAGAUCAAAUGACAUAUUCCUUUUUAAAGCAUCUGCUAUUGAUGAUGCAAAGGUUCAGGUUGUUAAAGGAAUAAAGUACAUCCUCGAAGUGAAGAUCGCACGUACUGUGUGUCGCAAAAAAGGGCACCCUGACCUGGAAAACUGUAACUUUCAACCAGAUGGGAAACUAAAGCAGAUAUUCAAAUGCCAUUUUGAGGUCUGGGCCAUUCCUUGGUUGUACUGGAUGAAAACCACUGUUCUCCUCUGUCAGUAGAUGGAUGCUCUGUGGAUAUGCCAGCCUUCUUGAAGAUCAUUUGGGAACUGUUUUUCGUACAAGCAGUACUGUAACACAGUAAACCAUACUUUCAGUAGUUUGUAAUUUUCAUUAUUGCACAUUUCGGGUGCAAUCAUCAUAAUCCCUGAAUUGUGUAAAGAAGCCCCAAAGUAUAGUUAUGUGUUAUCUUUUUUUUUAAUUUGAGGAUGACGUCUGACAGGGACUGUCGUGAAUUUAAAAUGACCAUAGCUGAAACUAAACAACAAUUGCACUGAAUAAGAGAGAUGCAUGCAAGUAUAGAUGUACAUUUUUUUUUUUUUUAAAUCUAUAGACAUGCACCCACAAAAGACAGAUCCAGAAAUCCAUAUAUCUGAAAAUGGAAAAAUUCAAAGCAGCCAUGGUUUAUUGUUGUGGAAAGCAUAUAACCCCAGUAAGUGUUCCUUAUCAAACCCAGGAGAAAAUCACAAACUCAGAACCCAAAACCUUUUUCUGUUUGU
Molecule: messenger RNA, 971 nt
Organism: Polyodon spathula (Mississippi paddlefish)
Lineage: Eukaryota; Metazoa; Chordata; Actinopteri; Acipenseriformes; Polyodontidae
Product: cystatin-F-like
Exons: 4
Coding region: 43-474 (143 amino acids)
Biological process (GO): positive regulation of myelination; negative regulation of microglial cell activation; immune response
Cellular component (GO): late endosome; lysosome; Golgi apparatus
Molecular function (GO): cysteine-type endopeptidase inhibitor activity
Source: RefSeq, a predicted model, not a curated record